AUGAAAAGUUGCAACGUUGCUACACCGUUGUUCACAAAGCGGCAGCCGUUUGAGCCACACUUGACAUGAUGAUGAGUGAUGACUAUCUCUCACUUCUUCUUUUGCUUCCUCUCUUAGCUCCGGCCAUGAGAAUCCUCACUUCUCCUUUCCCAAUCGCCCCACCUCACUCUAAAUCCAUCAUACCCAGAACUAAAUUUCAUCAAUGCAGAGUUGCCAUAAAGCCACCACCACCUAACUUCGAUUUCAAGAAUGAAUUUUUCACCACCUCUCGGGAUGCUAUUGAACAAACCCAUCCCGAAUUGCUAGAUUUGGCAGAUGAUGGAACUCUGUUUCUCAUCAAGAAGAACCAAUUUGGACCUGUUCCAUCGUGGAGAACCGAGUUUGUUGAACCAGAGGCUAUUUGGCUGAUUGGAACGAACCAUCUUUCUAUGCAAUCGGCUGUGGAUGUUGAAAGGGUCAUCCGUACUGUCAAGCCGGAGAAUGUGGUUGUGGAGCUUUGCAGAAGCAGGGCUGGCAUCAUGUACACUUCUGACGAAAUUGAUCUCAAUCAGCCCUUAAAAUCAAACAUGUUCUCUUUGAGUGGAACUGGGUUUUUCGGUGCUGUUGGUCGUAGCAUUAACUUGGGGGGUCAAACUGCUCUAGCAUUACGCAUCUUGCUGGCACUUUUCUCUUCAAAAAUGUCUUCAAGUGCUAAUCGGCCUUUUGGAGAUGAGUUCCGUGCUGCUCGAAAGGCUGCUGAGGAUACUGGUGCUCAAAUUGUAUUGGGGGAUCGGCCAAUAGAAAUAACUCUUGAACGAGCAUGGACUUCACUAAAAUGGAAAGAGAAGACGAGCCUUCUACUCUCUGUCUUUGGCGGAAUAACCUCAUCCGCUGAACUAUCAACAAAGGCAUUGAAGGAAUCAAGUUCUGAUGAUAGUAGCUUUCAGCUGUAUGAGAAAUUAAGCUUUUCAUAUCCAUCACUUCUGCAGCCACUCCUACACGAACGUGACACGUUUCUUGCUUGGUCUCUGAAGAGGAGCAAAGCUGUGAACAACUGUAAGCAAGUUGUCGGAAUCAUUGGGAAAGGUCACAUGAAUGGAGUAAUCUAUUCCUUGGUGUCUGAUCAAGGAAACUUGCGUUUUCGAGAUCUAGCUGGGAAGAGUCCUUCAGGGGGACUCUCUGGCUGGACAACUACCAUCUUUGGAAACCUGGUUAGAGACACUAUAAUUGGUGUUCUCCUGUGGCUAUUGUAUGAACAACUAACCAGUGGUUUGAAGUUGAUUGAUUAAAC
Messenger RNA from Solanum stenotomum, 1270 nucleotides. RefSeq lists its product as uncharacterized. The coding region runs from base 66 to 1268 and encodes 400 amino acids. The transcript is spliced from 7 exons. The record is from RefSeq and is a predicted model, not a curated record. NCBI's taxonomy places the organism in Eukaryota, Viridiplantae, Streptophyta, Magnoliopsida, Solanales, Solanaceae.